Messenger RNA from Lathyrus oleraceus (garden pea), 999 nucleotides. RefSeq lists its product as uncharacterized. NCBI's taxonomy places the organism in Eukaryota, Viridiplantae, Streptophyta, Magnoliopsida, Fabales, Fabaceae. The transcript has 7 exons. The record is from RefSeq and is a predicted model, not a curated record. The coding region runs from base 97 to 744 and encodes 215 amino acids.
GAGGUACUAAAAUGAAUCUUUAUUUUAUUACAAUUGAAAAGGAUAUGAGAAAAAUAUAAUUGCAGUCGUUUUGUAUGUGGGGGAUCAACAUCAACAAUGGAAGAUGAAUCGGAGAAGGUAGAGAUCAUCCUCAAAACCAUCGGUCCAGCUCCACCUUCUCGUCUUCGAGUUCCCUCUUUCAUCAAGGUGUGUGAUUUGAGAAGAUUAAUUGCAAGUAAUGGUCAUUUACCCAUUGACAACUUGAGUCUUAUUCUACGCGGAACUGCGUUAUGUGACAUCAAAAAUGGAGAUGAUGUGCGCAUACAACUAAAUGACGGAGAUAGUUUGAUUGUUGCGGUCAAACCAAAGCCACCAGUGAAGGAUGGGCACGAAAACGAUGACGACGAUGAAGAUUUGAAGUUUCAGCUUCCCCCGUCAUCAAGCCGGUGGAAAAAAAGGCUAUACUCUUUUCUACAUGAUAAGUUGAAAUUUCCAGAUAUCAUUUUGAUGCUAAUUUUCACUCUGAGUCUGAAGGCAUGGAUUCUCAUAACUAUGUGGUUUAUUCUGGCCCCUGUUGCCCAUAGAUGGGAUCUCGGACCUUUGUAUAUACUUGCAACUGGCUUUUGUCUCAUCCUCUUCAAUCUUGGAAAGCGCAAAGCUGGUGACACCAGUGCAUACUCUAUCUUCAACGAAGACUUCAGAGAGCUUCCAGGGACGCUUAACGCAGAUCGGUUUGAUAGAGAUAUAAGAGCGGGACAGUUUUGAGCCUUAUCCUUCUCAUCAUCCCAAACACUGACGUGGUCUCACAUGAUGUAUAUUUGCCCAAUCACAAGGAGCUCUAGACUAUCUAAAGAAAGAGUUUGCUAGUACAGUAACUUUUCGGCAAUGUUGUAUUUUAGCCCAACCUAGAAAUCAAUGAAGUGACAUGUUUUCUGUUUAGUUUUGACUUUUCUUCUACUAAACCUAUGCCUGUUCUGUAUGUAUAUUACAGUACCAAUAUAUUGACAUGUUCUGGACUAA